Cyanidioschyzon merolae strain 10D is the source of this 945-nucleotide messenger RNA. RefSeq lists its product as hypothetical. Bases 1 to 945 code for a protein of 314 amino acids. The record is from RefSeq and is a predicted model, not a curated record. The transcript has a single exon. NCBI's taxonomy places the organism in Eukaryota, Rhodophyta, Bangiophyceae, Cyanidiales, Cyanidiaceae.
AUGCAGAGCGGCUCAUCCGAGGAGCGCGUUUCCUCACACAUGGAGGCGCGUGAUAGUGCUCCAACUGCAUCUAGUAUGCCAUCAUUGAGGCUGACGGCGACGGCGACGGCGACGGCGACAGCGAGGCUGACAUAUGCACACGUAUCACGUCCGCGUCCGCCAGCGCAUCUACCACGUUCAGACGCAUAUGGUGGCUCCCCGAGUGCAUCGACGACAUCAUCAUCGACGGCGACGGCGAGGCCGACAUGUGCACACGAAGCAGCUCAUCCGCCACAAGUGCAUCAUCUAGGCUCAGGCGCAUGUGGUGGCUCCCCGAGUGCAUCGACGACAUCAUCAUCGACGGCGACGGCGAGGCCGACAUGUGCACACGAAGCAGCUCAUCCGCCACAAGUGCAUCAUCUAGGCUCAGGCGCAUGUGAUGGUUCCCCGAGUGCAUCGACGACAUCAUCAUCGACGGCGACGGCGAGGCCGACAUGUGCACACGAAGCAGCUCAUCCGCCACAAGUGCAUCGUCUAGGCUCAGGCGCAUGUGGUGGCUCCCCGAGUGCAUCGACGACAUCAUCAUCGACGGCGACGGCGAGGCCGACAUGUGCACACGAAGCAGCUCAUCCGCCACAAGUGCAUCGUCUAGGCUCAGGCGCAUGUGGUGGCUCCCCGAGUGCAUCGACGACAUCAUCAUCGACGGCGACGGCGAGGCCGACAUGUGCACACGAAGCAGAUCAUCCGCCACAAGUGCAUCGUCAAGGCUCAGACGUGAGCCAUAUAAACCAUACGACGAAGAAGUUGUUGUCGUUGUGGUUGUUGGCGAGGCCGACGGCGACGGUGAAGGCGACGGUGAAGGUACUAAGAUCGGAUGCAAGACGGUGCGGUCCUGAUUUAUCCACAACGGCAGAGCAAGCACGUUGCAACUGCAGAGAACAGUGCAGAUCACGAACACACAGAUGA